AUGUCAGUCAAGUGGUUUAUUGGCAUGAGCUCCUUUACGUUAACCUCGACCGCAAUUUUCACAAAUUUUCUGAUCCUUCCACCAAUUCUAAUACUGGGGUUUUCAAACAAGAAAAAUGCGACCUAUGUGAUUGCUUUCUUCAAUAUCAUAUCCGAUCUGUUGAUGCUCUCCGUGAACUUUCAUUUUUCCGCUUCACUUAUUGCUGAUAGAUACAUCUUGUCUGAAGAAAGAACAAGCAAUCUUAGUGUAUUCUUCGGAUGGGUGUUUUUGGUAGGCUGGUUCAUGGAAAGCCUAAUACAACCAGUGAUGGCAGUCAAUAGAUUCACCGUAAUCACACUGAACCGGCAAGACGUGUUCACAUUCUACCGUACAAUUUUUAUCUUCAUCCUAAUCAUUGCAGUGGCUUCAGCCGCAGCCACGUUUUCACAGUACAUCUUCCCAUGUUGCAUAUUUGUUGGCGAUAUUUCAAUAAUGUCGUAUAUGGCUGUCACUAUUCCAAAUGUGUAUUCAUACUCGAAGCUUAUCAUACUCUCAUUUGACUUGUUUUGCACAGGGAUUUCAACGGUUUGCUAUGCGUCAGUUUUCAUCACCAUCCGAAACGCGAGCAAGGGUAUUGAAGACGCUGCAAACAGCAAAAAGAGAAAACAAGAUACCAGAUACCUUCUACAAUUUGUGUUCAUCUCAGGUUUUUAUAUCGCUGCUUGGUCUCUAUUCUACGUUUUGCCGUAUAUAGUGCCAGCUGACAAGCCGAUAUUUUACACCGUGGUUCCAUUCUUCAUCACUCUCAACGGAUCUUCCAACUCGAUCAUCUUCCUUACUUAUAACACAGAAAUUCGAAAAUUUCUUAAAUUUUCGUCUCUGCGGAAUAAAGUGGCAAGUACCACUCAAAUUGCUUCAGUAACAGCUCCCGCUUAA
Messenger RNA from Caenorhabditis elegans, 915 nucleotides. RefSeq names its product G-protein coupled receptors family 1 profile domain-containing protein (gene srx-8). The transcript is spliced from 5 exons. Gene Ontology annotation, biological process: G protein-coupled receptor signaling pathway; signal transduction. The record is from RefSeq and is marked reviewed. Lineage: Eukaryota; Metazoa; Nematoda; Chromadorea; Rhabditida; Rhabditidae. Bases 1 to 915 code for a protein of 304 amino acids. Gene Ontology annotation, cellular component: membrane. Gene Ontology annotation, molecular function: G protein-coupled receptor activity.